AUGUUCGUCCGAUCUGCCUUCCGCGCCAACACGGCCGCCUCCAUCAUCGGACGUCGAGGCUUCACCUCAUCGCGCUCCCAGCUCGCCUCCGGCUUCCACUACCCUGAGGGACCUCGCUCCAACAUCCCAUUCAACCCCCUGACCAAGUUCUUCUUCGUAAGAUACUGGGCCUUCAUGAUUACCGGAUUCAGUCUGCCAUUCGCCAUUGCCGUCUGGCAAACCAAGAAGUCUCGUUAA
Messenger RNA from Arthroderma uncinatum, 237 nucleotides. Its product is annotated as cytochrome c oxidase subunit 8p. The transcript has 3 exons. Gene Ontology annotation, biological process: mitochondrial electron transport, cytochrome c to oxygen. Bases 1 to 237 code for a protein of 78 amino acids. NCBI's taxonomy places the organism in Eukaryota, Fungi, Ascomycota, Eurotiomycetes, Onygenales, Arthrodermataceae. The record is from RefSeq and is a predicted model, not a curated record.